Molecule: messenger RNA, 1020 nt
Organism: Funneliformis mosseae
Lineage: Eukaryota; Fungi; Glomeromycota; Glomeromycetes; Glomerales; Glomeraceae
Source: the annotation of a GenBank genome assembly
AUGACUCAUCCUUUAAAAUUUGCGUUCUAUGAACUCAAUAGUGCAAAUUCCAAGUUAUUCCCGGAAAGUGAAAGAAAAAAACGUGGUAGACCUCGAAAUACCUCGAAAGAAUUGCAAAAAAUACUUCAAAAGAUUCACAAAAUACUAAAGGAUGAGCACUCGAGGCCUCAUUACUUUUAUAAUACGAAUCCGGACGUUUUUCAGCAAGCAAUUAUCUCACUCGAAAAUGUUUUUAAUAAAUACAAAGAUGUAAAUGUCAUUACAAAAGCAACAGAUUGUUUAAAUUUUAUUGUAAUGAUUAUCUUAAAGUUGGAUUUAAGCGGAAAAGACAAUGAUUGGGAAAAAAUUGUAGUUGAUUCGUUAUCAUUAAUCGAGAUUUUUGUUCAGCAAGAUGACAUAGACCAAGUAAUGAUGGGAAAACUCUGCCUAAAACUUCUCUCAGAAAUAUUAUUAAAUUCUUCAUUACCAGUUGACUUACGAAGAACGAGUGCAGAUGUUAUAAAUUCUCUAUUAACUGGAUGCAAAGAGAAUAAAAAAUUGUUAAGCCAAGAAAAAUUUUUUGAUGUUUCGAAACUUGCCUCUUCAAUGAUAUCUGCAUCCGAUUAUGAGCUUCAACUUCGCCAUCUCGAGAUACUAUUUAGGCUUUGCCCUAGGAUGCAAGAUGAUCGUGAAACCUUUGCAAGCAGAGCAUUUGUAAUCCACGAGGAUAUGAUUCAAAAAUUCUUGGCAAUAGCUGCCAAUGAUUUUCUCAGGGAUAGUCGAAACUUCUUGAAUUCGCUCAAUGAUUCAAAUGAUGGCAUAUUUAAAACGCCAAAAACGAUUGUGGUAUCACAAAUAAAAUACAAUAAAUUUGAAUUAUAUUGCCCAGAAGGACAAGAUCGUUUCUUCGUCGAUUUCAACAAAUGGACAAUAUCUACUACAAUAAGAUCGAUGGAGGUUAAUGAUUCUGUCGAGAAUGAUGUGUUAGAAAUCAAAUAUUCUGAAAUGUCAACAUGGGAUCUUCAAACAGGCAAGUUUUAA